Chaetura pelagica (chimney swift) is the source of this 1875-nucleotide messenger RNA. RefSeq names its product coiled-coil domain containing 157 (gene CCDC157). Bases 1 to 1875 code for a protein of 624 amino acids. NCBI's taxonomy places the organism in Eukaryota, Metazoa, Chordata, Aves, Apodiformes, Apodidae. The record is from RefSeq and is a predicted model, not a curated record. The transcript is spliced from 10 exons.
AUGGCGCACCUCCUGGGCCACCCCGGCUGCAUGGAGAGCCUGCAGGCCGACCUGAGGGACCUGCAGGCCGCCAUCACCGACGUCUCCUCACGGGCUGGAGCCGUGCGUUUUCCCUCCUGGAAGUUCCCUGAUAAAGUGUCCUGUGAGCUGGACCUGGCAGUGCUGCUGGAGCAGUACCGACACACCGAGAACGACCCCGAAUUCACCCAGCACUCCCACGUGGUGCUGCUGGAGCUGAUGACCGACAGGCUGCUGCUGCUGCUGCAGAGCUUCACAGGCUAUGCAGAAAACCUGCUGAGCCAGCAAGCUGUGCCCCCACCGCGGGCUGUGGGACCCUGGAUGUCUGUGGGGCUGACGGCCAGGAGGGCCUGGGCCAGCCUGCUGAGACUGGGGGCCCUCUACCAUCAGCUCCUGAACCAGAAGAAGACUUGUGGGAUGGAGAUCCCUCUGCUGCCAUCUGAUCCCCAGGCUGGGAAACCUGAGAAGCUCCAGAAAUGCUGCUUGCCCAAUCCAUCGAACUCCAGUGUCCCCUCCCUGCCCGGGGCUGCCUGCAACAUGGCCAAGAACAGCUCCAGUGUUGCCACACAGACAGCUGGGUGGUCUCAGGGACCCUGUGACAGCUGCAGCAGUGCCCAGGCCAGCCUACGUGAGGUGGGCAGAGCCAUCACCAGCAUCUGCCAGAGCCAGAACAUCCCCUCGGCUCUCAGCAAGUUCCAGGAGUCGGUGAAGGAAAGCAUGGGGAGAAGGACCCUCUCUGCCACGGACAUGAGCUACUGGGCCUCAGAGCAGAGCAAAGACCUCUCCCGGAUCAGUAAAUACCUCCAGAUGCUGCUGCAGCAGGUCAACCCUCUGAAGGCUCAGCUGGAAGAGUCGGAGGAGCAGAAGGAGGAGCUGCGGAAACAGGUUGAGGACUUUUCCCAGUUGCUUCAGGUGGAGAAGGAGACCCAAGCACAGCAGAAGGAGGAGGCUGAGCAGCGCCUGGAAGCCAAGAACAAGGAGUGUUUAGAGGCCAUAGCCAGGCUGGAGAGGGACAAGGACGACCUGCGGAGAGGAGCUGCUCUGCUGGAAGAACGACUCUCUGCCUUAACAGAGGAGCUGGCUGCAAAGCGAGGAGCUGUGCAGGAGCUGGAGGCGACCAAGAUGACCUUGCUGGAGGAGAUGAGGACCAGGAUGGUGGCAAAGAACCAGAUGCUGGAGCUGGAGGAGAAGGUGCAGCUGCUCACCGGCCAGCAGAAGAGCAUGGGUGAGGAGCUGAGUGCCACCACCACCCAGCUGGACAAGGAGAAGGCCAAGAUGAAGAGCGUGCUGAGGCAUCAGGAGUCCCUGCAGGCCAAGCAGAGGGCCCUGCUGCAGCAGCUCAAUAGCCUGGACCAGGAGCGUGAGGAGCUGCAGGACAGGCUGGAAGAGGCUGAGGAAGACAAGGCCAAGCUGGAGCAGCAGCUGGAGGAAAGCCGGGAGCGCAGCAGGCAGCAGCUCCGGGAGCAGCAGGAGCUACUGGACAUGCUGCAGAAGGAGAAGCUGAGCCUGGAGCGAUCUGCCUCGGAGCUGCAGGACAAUGUCUCCAAGCUGGAGAAGCAGGCACAGGAGCUGAAGGAGAGGGAGAAGCUCCUGGUGUUCUUCCCUGAGCUCCACAUCCCCAUCGAGGCACAGUUUGAGAGCACUGGGAACUGGACUGAGGACAUGGAGAAGCAGAUCCAAGCCAACAGCAUCCGGAUGGGUGUGCUGGAGCAGGAGAACCUGCGGCUCUGGGCCGCUCUGGCCAAGGUGAAGGCAGCUGCUGAGCAGGGCGUGCUGGAGCUCAUCCCACAGACCCAGCUGUGGUCUGAGCUCAACACCCAGAGCAGUGGGGAUACUGGUGGGCUGGCCACAGGGUGA